UUUCAGGAAUCCACCACUAUGAUCAUCUUCUAACAUUAAUCUUUCUGCGACCAGCAACCAGGAGCGCUGGGAGGGCCUUUCAGCAUUUAAAGUGCUCAGCUGUCCCAAACACUCAUACACGGGCUGUGUGUGUGAGUGGGGCUGGGCUUGCAUUUAUUUCUCUUCCCAGUCUCCCACCUGUUGGAGCCUCAUUUGGAAAGCUGGGGCUUGUCAAAAACAGGAAGAAAGAAGAAUCUCUGAGAAGAAGAACCUCAGUUUUACGGUUCUGGUAGGACCCCAAACCUGUGUGGUGUACCAUGGCCCACUAUGAUUCGCUGGAUGACAAGGACUCUGUGGAUAUUCAUGACAACCCCCCUCUCCCGGAUAACGUGGUGAAAGAGGACGACAACAUGGUAUAUUUCAUCUACGACGAGGAGGUUGAAGAAGAGGAGCGAGACGAGCCGCCUCCUCUGGAAUCCAUCAAACCGAUCAACGACCGACCUCACAAGUUCAAAGAUCACUACUGCAAAAAGCCCAAGUUCUGUGACGUCUGCGCGCGCAUGAUAGUUUUGAACAACAAGUUUGCACUGCGCUGCAAGAACUGCAAAACCAGCAUCCACCACCAGUGUCAGUCCUAUGUGGAGUUCCAGAGGUGCUUUGGCAAAAUUCCUCCAGGUUUUAGGAGAGCAUACAGUUCUCCUCUUUACAGCAGCCAGCAGAAUGCGACCGUGUCUCAGCUGUUGCCCUUCUCGCAAUCGAAUCGCACCGACCCCGUGUUUGAGACGCUGCGCAUCGGCGUUAUAAUGGCCAACAAGGAGCGCAAAAAAGGCUCUGAGGACAAAAAGAACAUGAUCAUGAUGAUGGAGGAAGAUGAGUCCCAGCCCAAACAGGAGGACGGCAGCGGUGAAGGAGCUACCUCAGAGGGAGACAGGCGAGGAGGAGGAGGAGGAGGAGGAGGAGGAGACAAAGCUCUAGCAGAUGACAAGAGUAAAAAACCUCAGCCAGGGAAGAUUGGUGUGUUCAGCCAGUCUCAUUACUACCUGGCUUUGUACCGCUUUAAGGCCAUCGAGAAAGAUGACCUGGAUGUACACGCUGGCGACCGCAUCACAGUGAUCGAUGACUCCAAUGAGGAGUGGUGGAGGGGGAAGAUCGGCGAGAGGACAGGCUUCAUCCCGGCCAACUACAUCAUCAGAGUACGAGCCGGAGAGGGAGUCUACAAGGUGACACGCUCCUUUGUUGGCAACAGAGAGAUGGGACAGAUUACUCUGAAGAAAGACCAGAUUGUGGUGAAGAAAGGCGAGGAGGUAAACGGCUACCUGAAAGUCAGCACAGGACGCAAGCUGGGCUUCUUCCCUGCCAACUUGCUGCAGGAGAUAUGAGCGCUUGCACCCCGCCUACCUCGCCACAUCACCUGCUACAUGCUAAAACACUACUAUGCCACCACUUUGAGGGCUAAUUACUAGGGAUGCUCCGAUCAGGUUUUUAUGCUGCCGAUAACGAUAUCGAUCAUCCAUGAGUGAAAUCCACUGAUAUCGAUACUGCUACUGAUCACAUAGAUUAAGUGUAAAUUUUUAAAUAAAAAAAAAAACAUUUAUUUUCAUAGCUUAUUUCAAUCCAAACAAAGUGAAUAUGUUUGUUUUACCAGAACAUUCACAAAAUGAUGGCAUCCACUUUUUGUAUUUCAGAAUGUUUUCUUAGUGUUCUCACAUUAUUAACUGAAAACCUGAUUGAAAACCUGAUUGAUGUCAAUGUGGGGGGCUCCCUGGUGCCCGCGGGCACCACAUUGGUGACUCCUGGGCUAUAUUAUAUGACAGGGGAAACAUAAAUUUAGACAAAACUGUAUUUGACUUACUUUUACAAAAUCACUGGUGAAUCUUAGAGGAUCAGACGCCUUCUUUAAGGAGACUUUGGAUGCAAGGGAAGCUUGAUGGCACUCCAGCAGGACCCCUGGCAGUCGGCAAACCCGAUUUCCCCCUCCGCCGACGAGGGCCGGCCAUCCAGUCCAGAGGAUCCAACUACUGUUCGGGCUGUCACGGGCGCGUGUCCCGCGUUUUGGCUAAUUAGACAAUCACAUCGCAAGCCACGAAAACUCACCACACCCUUCAAAGUGCCCGCCCCUACAUGGCGCACCAAACUAAAGCUUUUUAAGGCGUGAUUUUCAGGGUGCAAAACUUAUAUCACUCUCACAACGACAGGAAGUCCAAUACGGCAGACAUGCUUGUUUUGGCUUUGUGAAGGGAAAGUGGACGGGAGACUGUCGCUAUACGCUGGCUGCUGCAACUGGGGUGUAGCUGAUCGGCGUUGAAAAGCGAGUACACUAAAUCCCCAACUAACGAACACAAUUAGUUCCAGACGACCGUUCUUAUGUCGAAUCGUUCUUAAGUCUAAUCAAAAUUAAUAUUACCAAUGAUAUAGGUACUACAUGUACGUGUAUACAUAUACAGUAUAUGUGUAUGUAUGUAAAUAUGAGUUUGGAUGCAGUAGUAAUAUUAAACGAGGAUAAUUAAUGAAGAAAACAAUAAAAAAAAAUGAUAUAAUAAUACGUAAUGAUAAAUGUUAUUUACCUUUGAAGAGGAGUGGUCGAGCAUACGUCGUUGGCGUGCUCCGAGAUGUUAUCAGCGACAAGUGCAGCGACGAAAUGAGAAAGAUCGCGUGAGAGGGAUGCUGCUACCCACCAUUCGUAGCGGCGGAAUGGCGCACAAUACAAAAAUAGCGCUUUUGUAUUUCAAAAAAAUUUAAAUGACAAAAUAUGGCAAUUUAAAAAAAAAAAUCAUGAAAAAAAUAGACCUGUCGGCUUGUGUUCGUAUCGGCGAGUGUUCGCACGUCGGGUGUUCGUUACUAGGGGACCUAGUGUAUCGGGAUAUGCCGAUACCAUGCUUUUUCACGGAAAUCGGCCGAUCGGUGGCCGAUCAAUUGGAGCACCCCUACUAAUUACACUUGUUUAUUAGGACAAUCAUACUUGAAGUUGACCAUCAUUAACCUUUAUUAGUUUGCUAUACUAACAUUACUUUAGCAGCUGUUUUAUCAGAACUGACGUGAACAGGAAACACUGGCUGCUUGUCAAGGUAGCGCUACACACUUUACUCCUGUUGGAGUUACAUUUCUUGUUUGGUACUGCCAAAUUCUCAUAUUGAUAACAAAUAUUAGUGUCACACUGAAAAGAAAAACAUGGUUAUAUAGCGAGAGUAAAUAUAACAAAGAAAUGUCAUUUCUGAAAAUAGUCAAACUAUAAGCUUUUAAUAUUAUUAGAAUAAAGUCAUACUAUUUACUUUUUACUUUACAAGAAUAUUGUGAGAAAAAGUUAAAAUUUUCCUUUUUUAAAGAUUAACGUUCGAAAACAGUAAUUUUUACACCAUAGAAUAGAUGUUUUUAUUAUUAUUUUACAGACAUUUGUAAUUUUCUGACAAUAUAAUUUUAAAAUUAGAAUAAAAUUGUAAUUUUACAAGAAUAGUAAGAUUAUAGGGGGGUGGACAAGUUUUUGUAUAGGAAGUGUUUAUGAAAAGCUGUAAUUUUACACAAAAAGGGCUGAAUAUUCCAAAAAUAGCUGGUAUAAAAUACAAUUUUAAUAUUUAUGAGAACAAAUAGAAAUUUUUCAAGAAUAAAGGCCAAAAUGUUCUAAUCUUACAAAAAGUUCAUUUUAUUUUAUAAGAUUAACUUGAACUUUGAGUUUUUAUUUUUAGCCCCCCCCCCAUAGGCGUAGUAGUACAAAAAUAGUUGUACAUUUAUGACAAUAAUAUCGUAACCUUUAUGAGAAUACCUUUACAAGAAUAAAGCUGAAAUUUGAUGUUAUGAGAAAAAAAUUCUAACUUUACAAGAAACGUUUUAUAAUUUUAAAAGAUAUUUUUUAAAACUAAUGAAUAAAUAGGUGGAAUAGUACAAAUAUUACACAAAAACAUUUUACAUCUCUGAGUUCAGCUUAUGAAAGAUGGGAGCAAAAACAAAACUGUUCUAUUUUUGUUGAGUGGAAAAAGGAAAUUGUUACGGCAGCAUAAUAGAAAAAGGAAAGAAGGACAAUAUUUAGGCCAGCAACACACUGCUUGAUACAUUCUACACGCUGUAUGUGUACUACUUUAUACAAUGUAUUAUACCGUAUCCACUAUAUGUGUACUAAGGUCAUGGCUGCAUAACUAGAGAGUCCAGAAUGUGCAGGAAUGUGACGAUCAGCCUCUAAAACAGAAGCAUUAUGAGAUAUUUGCUGAAGAAUGAUGUGUUACAGCAGUAUUUAGUCCGUGUGUGCUGUGAUUAGCAACAGGAAGUGAUGGGAAUGAGGAGAAUGGCAUCUGUCCUCCACGGGGUGGACACAUGCGCAUAUCUUUCCUAUUGUGUGUCCUGUCUGGCUUCUCUUUGGCUGUGCGGCCAUGUUUGGAUCCAGAUGAUGAGUUCCUGAGGCGUCAGCUGUCGUCUGAUUGGAGCACACAUAACCUCUACAGACACGGGUGACUUCCUCUUGGGAAACAACCGCCACUCUCGACGAGACUGAGGGACGAGGAGGAGGAUAUCACAGCCGUGUCAUGUUGUCCUGGCGACCUCCUCACCCCGCCAAAAAACCAGACAGGCCAACUGGAGAACCACCUUUACCUGUGAGGGGAAGCACAGCAAAGGUCAAAGCGUUUUUAUCAUGAUGUCUCACUGAACUUUGCAUGCAUUUUUCUUUUUCUCUGACUUUUUGUGCCACAAAAGAAGGAACAGCCUCCACAAGCACAAGGUACCAGGCGUCGACUGCUAGCAUUAGCCAUGGGCUAACAGUUAUAGUUAACUUAUUUUUACACUUGUGUGACGUCUUUAGAAUAUGACAAAUUGAGAUGAGAUGAAAUUACAUUUCUACAAAAAUAAAGAUGUAGUAUUACAAAAAUCAAGACAGAAAAAUAUGUAUGUUUAUGAAACUGGAAUAUGGUUUGACAGCUCCGCCCCUCUCUUUACUCGAGUGUCCAAAACAUGUGCGGCAAGUGUGACGACACGACCACAAAGUCGAUCCUCGAACUGCGGCCUUUUAAAAGAAAAUUUUAAAAGAAAAUGAGUUUGUUCUGAAAUUCGUGCCAUGAUGAACUUCCAGGGAUCAUUAUGAGGGAGUUUGGGAGCGAGUGACCUGAGAUCCUGCAACACUAGCGAGUCAUAUGACACUGUGGAGAGAAAAUGCCUAAAAAUGCCUUAAUAGUGUACUCACCCUUGUUGCCAGCGGUUUAGAGAUGAAUGGUUGUGUGUUGACUUAUUUUCAGGGGACAAUAACUCGCCACUGUUAACCACCAUGUUACAUUGCAUCAAAGUGUCCUUUUUGCAAUGUUGUCCCAAGACAAGAUAUCAUCAAAUAUUUGCAGAAAGGUGAAGGCUGUGCUCACUUUUGUGAGGCACUGUAAUAUUAGGAGAAAACCAGUUGCAUUUAAAAAUCCAUGUACUAUUCAUUGAGGAACAGAGACAAACCCCAGAAUAAAUAACCUCUUUUGGAAAUAAAAUACUCUUUAAAUAUCCUGAAUUCGCCAUUUUAAUUUGACCAAGAACUAUUAACUUGCAGAUAAUCCAAUAUAUCAUCCAGAUUGGUUCAUAUUUUUUAAGAUAAAUACGCUCACAAACAUAAAGCAUCGUGAUACAUUGAGCCGGUUGGCGUGCAAUGCUCCCCUACACCAGCAGAGGUCACUGCUACGCCAUAUCUGACUGACAUGAUGACCAAAUCAGGGACGUCACUAGAAUGGAAAGACCCUUUUAUUCACAUCAUUUUAAUCAAAUAACAACUUGCAUUAUUAUUUGCUUCAUCCGUCUUUUUUGUCAAAUGUUUGUAGGUUGAAACCGUCAGUGUGUGUGUAUAUAUAUGUAUAGUGUAUGUGUAUGUAUACAUUUGGAUGUGUGUGUGUGUCUAUACUGUAUAUAUAUAUAUAUGUAACCCGUCCUGUUUCCGUUACAUAUAUACUGUAUAUCUCGAGUUAAAGUUCCUGUUCUAUGGUUAUCAUCUUUGCCAUUAUCCGUGCACUUCACACACAUUUACUAAAUAAGGGGGGGCUAAAUAGCUGCAGAGAAGCCUGCAGGGUUGGAACCAAUUAGGCCAAGAGAGACACCC
This is a messenger RNA of Dunckerocampus dactyliophorus (ringed pipefish), 6028 nucleotides long. Its product is annotated as SH3 and cysteine-rich domain-containing protein 3-like. The transcript is spliced from 13 exons. The record is from RefSeq and is a predicted model, not a curated record. Gene Ontology annotation, cellular component: extrinsic component of cytoplasmic side of plasma membrane. NCBI's taxonomy places the organism in Eukaryota, Metazoa, Chordata, Actinopteri, Syngnathiformes, Syngnathidae. Bases 297 to 1358 code for a protein of 353 amino acids. Gene Ontology annotation, molecular function: protein binding. Gene Ontology annotation, biological process: positive regulation of voltage-gated calcium channel activity; positive regulation of protein localization to plasma membrane; skeletal muscle contraction.